Messenger RNA from Nematostella vectensis (starlet sea anemone), 3024 nucleotides. Its product is annotated as probable N-acetyltransferase CML1. Gene Ontology annotation, molecular function: N-acetyltransferase activity. The record is from RefSeq and is a predicted model, not a curated record. NCBI's taxonomy places the organism in Eukaryota, Metazoa, Cnidaria, Anthozoa, Actiniaria, Edwardsiidae. The coding region runs from base 1192 to 1905 and encodes 237 amino acids. The transcript is spliced from 3 exons.
UUACGACAUGACGGGUACAGCCAUUUUUUUUUUUUGGCUUGAUUCUGCCACUCGAAACGUCACGUGAAUUCUUAAUCGUAAUUGUGUGACUGUAAAAAGACUUUUGGUCAAUCACACUAUUGCAUGAAAUAGUCAGAUAUACGGAUUAAUCUGUAAUCAGGUGUCGUGCCAGGAAAUUGUCUGCGGUAGUGCCUGGUACCUUCGGCCGGACACGGAACGAACCGUGAAGCGUCUUGGCAAUAACACGGAAAGAAAAAAAGGGAGAAUAAGAACCGUUUGCUAAAAAGAAGAAAACAUGGCCCCCUUUAAAAUUUGUUAUAAGCGAUCGAAGCCUAAUUGUUUCUUUUUCGAGUUCGGUUGGCACAAGGAAGUUUCGUGCGACUCGAGGUUAAUCGCCUGAAAGGGAGACUUAUUAAAGCACAUCAUUCAUCGACUGCCAACACCACUUUUCCGCCUUCGCAGAUUUGCGGUUUUGUAACCAUUGCCAACUCAAAACCAAGCACGGCUAACUAUUCGCGAUCUUUCCAUAUAACCCCCGUAGGUCGGUCACGGUUGAACGCGUUAAAGGCCCGUGGUCAUAUAUGGGAAUAACGCAACCCUCCCUAUCACGACCAUCGGCCUCAGUGGAUAUCUAAACCAAUUACAUGAUAACAAGCCCCCGCACUAUUCAUCGAAAGACUAGACAGGAAAGCUUCGCAAUAACGGACUUCCUUUUCGUCUCUCGAUGGUUCCCUGGGUUUUGAACGAAUACAAGUGUUAUGAAGAAUUGCUUAGCUGUGUAACUUCUAUUCGCAGUCUUUCACGUCGCAGCGUGUAAACCAGUUGCCUUUGCGUAAGGAUGGUACGGUCACGUCUCUAAAUUCGGCCACCGCACGUAGACUCACUGAUCGCAGGCCUUGAGAUCUGAUUGGUGAGAUUCCCCCGCGCCCACGCAUAGUGACCCGCGGUUUCACCUCGUAAUGCACGUCGCCCGGUUGGCGGAUAUAAAUACUGGUGUGUGCCGUGCACCGUUAAUCCAGAGUUCACCCCGAGCUAAACGCGAUCACUGCGACUAGUAUAAACCGACGUGCACGACUUUGAGCAAGGCUCAAUCUUCAAAGGCUACUUUCACGGCUUCAAAUCUUUGUGAUUCAAGGGACUGAAUCCCUCCCAGGGUCGCUGUUUCCGUGUCGCGCAACUUAAUCUUCGAAUAUGACUUACUCUACGUCACCCGAGGCGUUACCGAGGGACGAAAGCAAACCUGAUGUUGUACGAAUCAGGACCUACGAGCCAACUGAUUAUACAGAGUGCAGAGAGAUCUUCACGGAAGGAAUGCAACAGCUAGCAAAUCCAGUGAUGGAACUUGUCUUACCGUGGUACGCAAAGAAUGCGGCCGUAUUCUUCGUCUUCGCCGCUGCUGUUGCGUUCCAGUGGUCUCUGUGGAUCCUAGCGGUAUACUUGCUUGUCUGUAUUUUACUGGUAGCCCUGCUCUACAUAAACAUUUACCUGGAAAUAAUGAAAUUCAUCGGCGCUUGCUUGAGUGCAGAUUUGAGGGACAUUGACAAGUCCUACAUGUACGCUAAAGGCUCGUCCAUGUGGGUCGCAGAGUACAAUGGAAAAGUAGCAGGAAUGGUUGGACUUAUCCACUCAGAAAACCAUCCCGACGGAGUUGCAGAACUGCAACGGAUGUCUGUUUCCUCAUCUGUAAGGAGGAAGGGCAUCGCUGGGAAACUGAUUCGAGAGCUUUUGAACUUCGCGCGUGAGCAAAACUACAAGAAAAUUGUUUUGUCGACAACAGGCGCUCAACACGCCGCAAUAGGAAUGUACAAGAAGUUUGGCUUCCGUCUUGUAAAUGUGUUUCCUUAUCCACAGAAGAUUCUCGAAGAUCUUCGCUACAACUGCUUCGAACUAGACCUCACGAUGUGAAACUGACGCUUAGGAAAGUGUAAAUCGUAAAUCUUCCGGAGCGAAAGAAUCUCUCUUCCGGGAUCACCAGUCUUUACUUACAGAGUCAUUGUUGGUAUUUAGAAUCUUUAGAAUUCUUAUGAUCUUCAAGUCGCUCUUGCGACUCUUGUAAUCGCUGCUUUAUAUAACUGGGAAAAGUUAAAAGGGGAGGCCCCCUUUCAGUGUAAACAAAUAUUUUGGUGUUCUCUUUAACACCCCCAAGGCUCUGUAGUUCAGUUUUUUUUCGGUGACUCUGUUAUCAAAUCCAGACAGACAAGUAUAAAUCACCCCAAAUAACAGCUAACACCCUUAUUUUCCCAGUGUAGAAAAGCGAUUCUAGAUAAUUGGCAUGUUGUCUGUUAUCUUGAGAUCUUAGUUGUUGUCGUGGGUGCAUUUGUCACAAUUCCUACAAGUUAGUCUCCUCGUUAAUCCGAUGGCUUAGUUUGUUACUUUGCAUAGAGGCCUAGGUUAGGAGAAUUGCUCGAGGAAUCUGGGGAAAGCUCGAAGGAUCCUGUCUCCCUCUAGUCAGGCACACUCUUCCAGUGUUUGUUAAUAUGGAUAUAUAAAUAUAGAAAACGAUUCUUUAGAUUAGGAAGGGAAUAGAGAAACCGUUCAUAAAGGUUCCAAAUUAGACAUGCAUUUCGUUUACAGAAAACACGAUGAUAUAUGUACAAAUAUAAAAGUCCACAGCGGACCGGAAUUAACGUGUCUCGUUUAAGAGACGAAAAUUAUCUAGAUAACUAACUUAGUUAAUAAAAUUAUAAGACAAUUAACUUAGUUGAUGAAAAAUCUAGCAGACGAAAAUGACUACUAAUAGAAUAGCACUUGAAAUUAGACAAUUGUAAAGUUCACAUUACAUUCCUAAUUUUUCACACCUCGUUGAACCUUAUUGUUUUGGAAAACAAACACCACGGCAAUGAGAUACUGUGAGUCCUUAUGUAAGAAGUAUGUCGUGAGUUCUUAUAGUCUCUUAACUCCAGGCAUGCUGCCAAACACCUUAGUCGCUUUUCUCUUGUACCUGACUUGAACUUGUUAACACAAACGGCAAGUGACCAGACUCAAAAAGAAGAAUUUUUAAUAAAAAGAAUCAAAGGAAGAAAA